AGACAAGCCCAAAAGGAGCUACGGGCUCAUUUGAACCACAAAGCUAUGUGGCUAGCGCCCAAAAGUCGCCUUUAUUUUCAAAGGCAUUCUUAGCUAAAUAUCAUCUGAAGAGGUUGGAAUAAAAUAAACAUUUAGUGGGAUAAAAACAAACAAAUAAACAAAACAACUAGCUCCAAACCUCUGAGUGAAGUGGAGGUGCCUCCUGUUAGCUCUUCACUAAACUAACAUCCACUCAAUACAUCUUCUGUUUCAUGAACUGUCUGUUUUGUGGCUCAUGGAUGACAAGUUUCUCUUCCAUACAUCACCAAAAAAAAAAAAAAAAAACCCAGAAGAUUUUCUGCUUUCUCCUCCAAAAGAUUCCCCUUUUACCAGGAUGCUUACAGUGCAGUAGAGUGGAAACCCUGUCUCUUCCACCACCACCAUCAUUUUUUUGCUCUGUUGUGUUUGUGUUUUUUUUUUUUUUUUGUUCUUUUUCUUUGACCUGUAGGAAAGUCUGGUUCAGGCUUAAAAACUACUGAUGGAAAACCCGUGAUGACACACAGCUUAGUUUUAACACUCUGCUGGAUUCACGAUUUGUGCUGAGGCAUUGUCAGUCUUCGGGAGGAUGUUGGGUUUGCUUUGGAUCACUGGGUGCUUUUUUUUCUCUCAGUUCAAAACCUGGGUUAUUUGAAUGUGACAUCUGCUGAACUCUCAGAAUAAACACGGUCAUGUCCUUGCCGCACCGUGUGGACGGGCGGGAGCCGCAGAUUGCUCUGCAGCAGCAGCAGUCCUUCCUCCCGCAGCGUGGUGGUUUUCAGGACCACUUUGUCAUGCAUCCUGAGCCCAAGUACUGCUGCGAGCACUGUCACAUGGUGCUGUGUAAACCUCGGCAGACCGAGUGCGGACACCGCUUCUGCGAAAGCUGCAUUAUCCAGCUGCUUAGUAAAACGAAUCCGGUGUGCCCAGCUGAUAUGGAGCCAUUGUCUCCAGAAAAAAUAUUUCGUGAUGUUUGCUGCCAUAGAGAGAUCAUGACACUGAAAGUCUACUGCCGCAGCGCGAAAAACGGAUGUAAAGAACAAAUGAGUUUACAGCAGGUUACGGACCAUCUGAACAUGUGUGAGUACUUUGAGGUGCCGUGUCCGUUGUGUAAAGAGAAGAUUAUGAGGAAGGACGUGUCUGAACACUUGAGCCACAAAUGCAAAUACCGUGAGACCACCUGUGAAUUCUGCAAACACAAAAUGGCCUUAACGGAACUACAGAAACACAAAGAAACUGUCUGUCCUGCAUUUCCAGUAUCAUGCCCCAAUCAUUGUUCGUUUCCAUCCAUUUUAAGAAGCGAGCUGUCCAUUCACCAGCAAGAUUGUCCAAAGGCUCAAGUCACAUGCUCCUUCUUUCGUUUUGGCUGCAACUUCAAGGGUUUGAACCAGGAAAUUAGGGAGCACGAGUCAAGCUUUGCCUCAGAACACUUGCGACUGAUGAUGGCCAGAAGCAAUACUCUAGAGGCCAAGGUGGAGGACGUCAAGAGCGAGCUGCUGGAGCGCUACGCGGUUCUCCCGGGUCUGAGCAGUCGUCUAACAGAAGUGGAGGAACAGUACAAGGAGAUGAGAGAGAAAUAUCGACAAGUGGAGCAGAAACUCUCCAGCAUGCAGAAGCUAAUGAGCGCACACUCUGAGAAACUGCUGGAGGUGGAGAUGGAGCUGAGGGAUCUGCGGUCAUUAAGGUCCAUGCGGGAGGAAGUGGAAGCUCUGAGGGGUGCCGUGGAGAGCAUGCGCUCUGUCGUAGCGUCGCUCGACACUGUCCGAAGCAGUCCAGGUUCCCACACGCUAACCUCAUUAGAGACAGAGCUGUCACGGCAUGAUGAGCUGCUCAGUGUGCAUGACAUUCGUUUGGCUGACAUGGACCUGAAGCUGCAGGUGCUGGAGACAGCCAGCUUCAAUGGAACUCUUAUUUGGAAGAUUCGUGACUACAAACGGCGCAAGCAAGAAGCGGUGGCUUCUAAAACGUUGUCGCUUUACAGCCAGCCCUUCUAUACUGGCUAUUUUGGCUACAAGAUGUGUGCACGUGUUUAUCUGAACGGUGACGGCAUGGGGAAGGGCACCCACCUGUCGCUGUUCUUUGUGGUGAUGCGUGGUGAGUAUGAUGCGCUGCUGCCAUGGCCUUUUCGCCAAAAAGUGACACUCAUGCUAAUGGACCAGGGUCCUGCACGCAAGCACUUGGGCGAUGCCUUCAAGCCUGACCCAAACAGCAGCAGCUUCCGGCGGCCAACAGGGGAGAUGAACAUUGCAUCGGGCUGUCCGCUCUUUGUCGCCCAGACCGUUCUGGAGAACGGCACCUACAUCAAAGAUGACACCAUCUUCAUCAAGGUCACAGUGGACACUUCAGACCUGCCUGACCCAUGACACCCGGACAGUUAUCCCAUUGGUCAGUACCACUGUCAUUUUCAUGUCACUGAACCUCAAAGUGCUAAAUAUUUAAAACGAAUAUUUCAUCGGUCUCUACCACACCCCUUAGCCUGUCACUUUUAAGUCCAAAGUCAGGUUUGAACGAUCAGGACGGUCUAGCACUAAAAACACAAUAAUGCAACUGUACUGUAGCACAAAUACAGGGUGAUUCAGAAAAUUGUUACCACCUAUAUGACACUACAACAUUGUGACACUCUUACACAAUGAGGAUAAGUUACUAAUUACCGGCUGUAAAAUGUAACUCCGAUGCAUUGCCUCCACUUUUGCACCAACAGUCAACAGUACUCUAAAGAAAAGGAAAGAAAAACGGUUGCCAAUAAGUGCUAACAUUUUUUGAAUCACACUGCAUGUUUUCAGACCGACCGCUUUAGGGCUUGGUGAAAUGAUAUCAAAAUUAUGAUUAUAAUAACAUCAUGACACACUUUUCCCAGGUAUCAUCAUUUAUUGUCAGUAGUCAGUCCUUUAAUAAAUCCCUACUGGCAUCUGACAGUUUUGCAAAUACACCUUUUGUCCUUUUGAAAGAAGCUUUCCUUCCUAAAUAAGUGCGUUAUGAAAGACCAGUUCUAAACUUCAUCAUCAUCAUCAUCAUCAUGAUACUGUGUUAUCCUCAUGUGAACCUUUUCUAAUAAUAAUAAGAAGAAGAAUCCAAGAAAAUUCCGUAUCAGUUCAAAGCGAACAUUUCUUCUCAUUUCAAUGAUGAAUAUUAAUUUCUUGCUUUUCAGUUCAUUCCUUUAUAACGAACCCAAAGCAAGGUUUAAAAACUUUUUUAAAAAGCAGUGUACACUCAGUUCUUCAUUUAGAAGACUUUUUAUCCAGUUUGUAUUGAAUGUGAUUUGUUUCAUGCCAGAGGGCCCGGUGCUCAUCAGGGAUGUUGCAAGGUCACAGGAUUGGGGGAAAAAACUGAGCAGAAACCGAUGAGAAGAAUCAACCAAACACAAGAGUGGGCUGAGAGUCUCAGGCUGGUGCUCCUGAAACAGUGUAGGCGCAGUUGCUUGAGACGGUGCUCUGCUUUGGAUCAUGACCAGGGUAGAGGAGGUCUCAGAUAGCCUCAUUGUUCAAGAUGGAGCAGAAACAGCAAAUGGUUUUCCCCUCAAAUCCAUAAUAUGUCAUUGUCUGUGCUGGUACAGACUUGGAGAAAGAGAAAAUGUUAGGUGAUGAGGCCAACAUGAAGAACUGCCUUUCAGAGAGGAAAAGUAAGAGGGAUCCGUUUGUUCUGUGUAACCGACACGUUAUUGUACUUUUAGAACCCCAGCUUAAAAAGAUUGAGAGAAAUUAAAAGAAAUACAUCAAAUUCACGAGUGGGCCUCAUUCAUCAAUCUUGUAGCAAAGUUGUAUGUAAAUGUAUUUAUAAGGCAAAACAAACUGACAACGUGUUUUUUUUUGUUUUUGUUUUUUUUUUUGUUUUUCCCCCUCCAUAUUCCAGUGCAUAUGUUGAUAAAUCCCAGACUACAGUUUUUAUUUAGUGACUCACAAAAUGAUGACUUCAAUGAGUCUUCCUGACCGUGUUAAAAGCUUCAAUAGUGCAGUUGUGGCUUCCACAGUCACACAUAAACUCCUCCGCUCUUUCUGGGGUGCUGGUUCCUUUCUACUAAAUGAAUGCCUAGUGUUAUUUGUUUAUAUUUUUAUAUAAAAUUAUUAUUAUUUUUUAUUUUUUUUUGGGGGGGGGUGGGUGGGGGGUGUUUGAAAUAAAUGAGACACUGAUACUUAAGGCUUAACAUACCGUAACUCAACAAAUGAUCAGAUUUAAAAUAUAAUUGGUGUGGUACAUUAACGGAGUCUUCUUCUAAUUGUGUUUUUUCAUGAAUAUCACAUUUCUGAUGUAAAUGCUCAUAUAGAACUUGAUAAAUGAGGCCCCGGUGUCUGUAUAACAGGCUGUUGAUUUGACAAAUAAGCUGUUCUGUUUAGUGAAAAAGAGAUGCUGUGAAAUCCACUGUAUCUAGUGUUGUUUAUGUAGAGAAGGUUUGGUGUGCGCACGGUGGUAAAACCUCCCUUUAUGAUAUACUGGUAAUGGCUUGUAAUGGACCUGUGCUGUAAAGCAUGAAGAUGAAAAGCAAACAAACAAACAAAUAAAAUGAAACCCAAAACAAUUAUGCAUGUAAAAACCAACAACUUUUAAAUAAGACUAAUCUCCAAAAUGUGUUUACUUUUCUGACACAUUAUUUUUUUGUAAUGUUAAAUAUUGAUGGAUGCUGUGCAUCAGAAUAUAUAUAUAUAUAUAUAUUGUUUCUUUCUUUUUUUUUUUAAACGCCGUUUGUUAUACUAGCCUUUAAGUCUACAGCUAUGCUGACAGAAACAUUUUACAGUUAAUCAGAUAAUUUUCAAGGAAAGUAUUUGCACAAAUAUGGUUUUUGUAUGUGUAAUUGAAAUGUAUAUGAAUAUUAAAUACACAAACGUUUUACCGUAA
This is a messenger RNA of Tachysurus fulvidraco (yellow catfish), 4845 nucleotides long. RefSeq names its product TNF receptor-associated factor 3 (gene traf3). The transcript is spliced from 11 exons. The coding region runs from base 708 to 2378 and encodes 556 amino acids. Gene Ontology annotation, biological process: regulation of defense response to virus; tumor necrosis factor-mediated signaling pathway; regulation of apoptotic process. Lineage: Eukaryota; Metazoa; Chordata; Actinopteri; Siluriformes; Bagridae. Gene Ontology annotation, cellular component: plasma membrane signaling receptor complex. Gene Ontology annotation, molecular function: zinc ion binding; tumor necrosis factor receptor binding. The record is from RefSeq and is a predicted model, not a curated record.